Penicillium samsonianum is the source of this 900-nucleotide messenger RNA. RefSeq lists its product as uncharacterized. NCBI's taxonomy places the organism in Eukaryota, Fungi, Ascomycota, Eurotiomycetes, Eurotiales, Aspergillaceae. The record is from RefSeq and is a predicted model, not a curated record. The coding region runs from base 1 to 900 and encodes 299 amino acids. The transcript has 6 exons. Gene Ontology annotation, molecular function: dioxygenase activity.
AUGGCGGAAAGAUUUGUUCCUGUUAUCUCCCUGAAGGAUUUUGAUAAUCGCAAGGAGGAAAUUAUUGCACAGCUACUCAAUGCGGCGGAGUACGCUGGAUUCUUUACCUUGGUAGACCACGAUAUUACCAAGGAGGAGAUCGAAGCCCAGUUUGCGAUUUCGAAGGCUUUCUUUGACCUCUCGCCUGAGGUCAAAGCCAAGACGCCUCAUGACCCCACAACUAAUAACGGAUGGGAGUACAAGGCUCAAUUGCGCGCUAGCACUGGCACCUACGACCAGAAAGAAUCUCUCUGGCUGCGACGUCAUUCCGACUGGCCAAGCGAUGGGGAUGUCCCCGAAUUUAGUGAAUCAACCACUCAAUUCAUGAUGUCUUGCUUUGCCAUUGCCCUCGGAUUUGAGGAGGGUUACUUCAAGACCGCGAAUGAUCCAAAUCAAGCCGACUGUUUGACGCAGCUCCGCCUGAUUCACUAUCCCGCCUCUGAAAAUUCAGUGGGCACCUGGAGAGCGGGAAGCCAUACCGAUAUCGGCUGUCUGACUCUUCUAUUCCAGCGAGAUGGAGAGGACGGACUUGAAAUUUGCCCAGGCAGAGAAAGCCACUCUAGUUUUGCUAGCGGCGACGUCUUCACGCCCCUUCCUGCCGAGACCGGACCCAUUGUUGUCAAUAUCGGUGAUAUGCUCAUGGCUUGGUCGGAUGAUCGCUUGAAGUCCAACUAUCACCGAGUCCGCGCCAAGGAGGUUGGGAAGUCACCAUCUCGAUACUCAAUUGCCUAUUUCAACCAAGGCAGGCGUGACUUCGUACUCCAGGGACCAUUGAAGAAAUAUCCCCCGAUGACUGUGGGUGAAUACUUUGCCCAGUCUGUGGCUAAGAACUUUAGUCGACAGGCGACGGUAAAGGUCUGA